AUGCGUCUUCCAGUCAAUUUCAUUACUGUUGGGUUUGCAGCCAGCCUUUGUGCUGCAUCGCCAGGUGCAAUCCAGGAGCGGGCAUCCACCUUCUCGAACCCCAUUCUGUGGGAAGAUCUUCCCGAUAUCGAUGUCUCCCGCGUCGGAGAUGUCUUUUACUACUCGUCCUCAACGUUCGCUUACUCGCCAGGCGCCCCAGUGCUGAAGUCGUACGACCUGGUCAACUGGGAGUUCGUCUCCCACAGCGUGCCGACUCUGACAUUUGGCUCUAAGUACAAUCUCAACAAUUCCACCGACCGUGCCUACGUUAAGGGCAUUUAUGCCAGCACUCUUCGCUAUCGCCACUCCAAUGACAUGUUCUACUGGAUCGGAUGCGUCGAGGGCAGCACCUAUAUCUACACCUCGGCGGGCAGUGGAGCUGGUCGCAAUGGCGGCGAGGCCGCCUUCUGGAACUGGAAGCAAAGCGCGGUCCUAAACAAGUGCUACUAUGAUUGCGGCUUGCUGAUCGACGAUGACGAUACCAUGUAUGUGUCUUAUGGCAGCACCAACAUGUACGUAGCACAACUCUCCAAGGACGGGCUUUCCGAGGUCAGGUCGCAGCAGGUUUACACUGGGGGUAGUACCUUCAUUGAGGGCAGCCACAUCUACAAGAUUAAUGGAUACUACUGGAUUGUCCCGACCAAGGUCCCCGUUGGCGAAUGGGUUUUGCGCUCAAAAAGCCCCUGGGGUCCCUACGAACAGCGGGUGCUCUUUGACAGCGUCAAGGGGCCCCUUUCUAACGCGGGAUAUGCCCACCAGGGGGGCAUGGUCCAAACUGCAAGCGGCGAUUGGUGGUAUAUGGCUUUCAUGGACUCGUAUCCCGGCGGACGGAUCCCGGUUCUGGCACCACUGACCUGGUCGACGGAUGGAUGGCCGCAGCUAGUCACGGACAGUAAUGGUAACUGGGGCAGCUCGUAUUCAAUGCCGGUACAGACAAGGAAGAGGGUUCAGGCGCCGACGGGGACGGACCACUUCAUGGGCCAAGCACUUAGUGACCAGUGGGAGUGGAAUCAUAACCCCGACAAGAGCAAGUGGAAUAUGGCUGGCGGGUCGGGUGGUGUCAUACUGAGGGCGGCAACGGUGACAGACGACCUUUUCACGGCGCGCAACACGCUCACCCACCGUAUCAUUGGGCCAAAUUCCGUCGCCACGUUCGCUUUCGACAUCGGCAAGAUGCAGGAUGGUGACCGUGCAGGUGCAGCCCUCUUCCGCGAUACAUCAGCUUACAUUGGUAUCCACAAGUCCGGGUCAACGGCGCAGCUUGUUAUGGUUAACGGCCUUGCUCUCGACGCCAGCUGGCUGACAAUCAAUAAAGGGUCUGUGGCGGCUACCGGCCCAACCGUGACCUCGUCGAACUUGUGGCUGCGCGUUGUGGCCGACAUCACACCCGCAUUGUACGAGAAUUCCGUCCGGCAGGCAACCUUUAGUUAUAGCACGGACGGUGCAUCAUUUACCCAGCUCGGGCCGGCGUACCUGUUGAAUAACACAGUGGAUUACUUCACGGGAUAUCGGUAUGCAGCUUUCAAUUUCGCUACCAAGAGUCUUGGAGGCCAGGUCACGCUGAAAAGUUUCUCGAUGGACUUCCCUGGUAACGCCACGUCUCCUUCAUUCUAA
Penicillium subrubescens is the source of this 1653-nucleotide messenger RNA. Its product is annotated as glycoside hydrolase family 43 protein. Gene Ontology annotation, molecular function: hydrolase activity, hydrolyzing O-glycosyl compounds. The transcript has a single exon. NCBI's taxonomy places the organism in Eukaryota, Fungi, Ascomycota, Eurotiomycetes, Eurotiales, Aspergillaceae. Bases 1 to 1653 code for a protein of 550 amino acids. Gene Ontology annotation, biological process: carbohydrate metabolic process. The record is from RefSeq and is a predicted model, not a curated record.